GGCAGAAGGGAGCGGACGGGCGCCGGGCUGGCUGCGGUCCGUGUGGAGGCUGAGCCGGCCGCGGGCGCGACCGGAGGCAGUCCUGCUCUCUGUCCAUACAGUCAUUGCACUUCUGCUUUUAUGACUUGGAGAUUCUGGCUACGCUUCUCUAGAUUCUUCAGCGGUGCAGGAGACACGGUUCUGUUACUAUGGCAAUGACGGCAGGGACCACAACCACCUUUCCUAUGAGCAACCAUACCCGGGAAAGGGUGACUGUGGCCAAGCUCACGCUGGAGAAUUUUUACAGCAACCUAAUUUUACAGCAUGAAGAGAGAGAGACCAGGCAGAAGAAAUUAGAAGUGGCUAUGGAAGAAGAAGGAUUAGCAGAUGAAGAGAAAAAGCUACGCCGAUCACAACAUGCUCGCAAGGAAACAGAGUUCUUAAGGCUCAAGAGGACCAGGCUGGGCCUGGAUGACUUUGAGUCUCUGAAGGUUAUAGGAAGAGGAGCAUUCGGAGAGGUGCGGUUGGUCCAGAAGAAAGACACAGGCCAUAUCUAUGCAAUGAAGAUACUGAGAAAAGCUGACAUGCUUGAAAAAGAGCAGGUGGCCCAUAUCCGAGCAGAGAGAGAUAUUUUGGUAGAAGCAGAUGGUGCCUGGGUGGUGAAGAUGUUUUACAGUUUUCAAGAUAAGAGGAACCUAUAUCUGAUCAUGGAAUUUCUCCCUGGAGGUGACAUGAUGACGUUGCUAAUGAAGAAGGACACUCUGACGGAGGAGGAGACACAGUUCUACAUCUCAGAGACUGUGCUGGCAAUAGAUGCGAUCCACCAGCUGGGUUUCAUCCAUCGGGACAUUAAACCAGACAACCUCUUGUUGGAUGCCAAGGGUCAUGUGAAAUUAUCUGAUUUUGGUUUGUGCACGGGAUUAAAGAAAGCUCAUAGGACUGAAUUCUACAGAAAUCUUACACACAACCCCCCAAGUGACUUCUCAUUCCAGAACAUGAACUCAAAGAGGAAAGCAGAAACGUGGAAAAAGAACAGGAGACAACUGGCAUAUUCCACCGUUGGGACACCGGAUUACAUCGCUCCAGAAGUCUUCAUGCAGACUGGUUACAACAAAUUGUGUGACUGGUGGUCUUUGGGAGUAAUUAUGUACGAGAUGCUAAUAGGAUAUCCACCCUUCUGCUCUGAAACACCUCAAGAAACAUAUAGGAAAGUGAUGAACUGGAAAGAAACUCUGGUAUUUCCUCCAGAGGUGCCUAUAUCUGAGAAAGCCAAGGACUUAAUUCUUAGGUUUUGUAUUGAUUCUGAAAACAGAAUUGGAAAUAGUGGAGUAGAAGAAAUAAAAGGGCAUGCUUUUUUUGAGGGUGUAGACUGGGGGCACAUCAGGGAAAGGCCAGCAGCGAUCCCUAUAGAAAUCAAAAGCAUUGAUGACACAUCAAAUUUUGAUGACUUUCCUGAAUCUGAUAUUUUACAACCAGUGCCAAACAGCACAGAACCGGACUACAAAUCUAAAGACUGGGUUUUUCUCAAUUAUACCUACAAAAGGUUUGAAGGGUUGACUCAGCGUGGCUCUAUCCCCACCUACAUGAAAGCUGGGAAAUUAUGAAUGCAGGUCACCUUCGCUCACAACCAAGAGAACUCAGGUAGCUGCAUCACCAGGCUUGCUUGGCGUAGAUGACAAGACACUGAGUUGACGGCGGUGCUUCUGACUACAAGGGGAAAUUCUGCAGGACUAGGAUUUCUAAGACUACUACAGGAAUUGGUUGGCAGUGCCAGCUGGCUUUUUUUUUUUUUUUAAUAUUUUAUUGUUUUUGUUAACUUUAUUAUAUGAAGGUACUGGAAUAAAAGAAGCGUACAUCCCUUUCUAACCGCACUGCCUACAUGCGUAGUAGGGUCCAUUCUGCCUGUGCGUGCUGUGGCUUUGUACUGUAACACCUCUAAUCAAUUCAGGAGAAACACAUAUCAUUUAAAGCGGCGUAGGCUCACCUAUAGGUAACCCUGCAGUAUUGCUGUUAUACUGCAAAUCUUAUGGGUCUAGAUAAUCAAUAAAACAAAAGCCAUCUUCCAUAGUUGGUAUUAGAACACUUGCCCUGUGGGUUGGGACACCUGUAGAAUAUGUAUGAAGACAAUUUCUGUAAUGGUUUUAAGAAGUUUUAAAAUGGAAAUACACUGGUUAUUUAAAAAAUAGAGUUUAUCAUCAUGUUAUUCCACAAGCUCCACAGUAGGGAGUGACAAGUUUAUAAGAAGGAGGAAGUUUGACACCUUCACUCAAGCACUCCACUAAUAUAUUCACUUUGCAUUCAGAAAUACUGACGACUUUAUAUACGUAGUUGUAUACUCAUAGGGAAAUGUACUGUAUUAUAUAAAGUGUAAAGUUGCUUUUCUUGUGACAAAAGGACUUCUUUUUUAACCAGAGGACAUGGCAUUAUUUUAAUUUGAUUCUGGUGAGUUGAAUUUAAGAAAUGACCACGAAGGCUGCCUGUAGAACUAGCGUAUUUUUAUUAAACUAUUUUUUUAAAUGUCAAACUUCGGAUCAUGUAAAUGGACUUGUAGAGAACAAAGAGCUAUUUACUUUGGUUUUUCUAGAAAGUUGUUACAUAUCAUGGCUGGUUAACUUUGAUUUCUUUCGAAGAAAACCUUUCCUUUGAUAGCACUUGUAUUAUUGUGCCAUUAUUUUCCUAUGCUCCAAAUGUACCAAAGAUCCUGAACAGAGUGGAUGUUCACAAGUGAGGAGAGUCUCACUGUGCUGUGCGAACGCGGUCUUCAGACGUGGCCGACCUUUGAUGGAGGCCUGCGCAUUCAAGGGCAAUAGAGUUCGCGUUUAGCUACAUCGCUGUAGUUAAUGUAAAUGGAAUUAAGGAAGUACAUGCAGGCCCCGGGGGUCAUGAUUAGAGGAUAGGGAGAUGAUGUCAGCAUCAAAUUUUGGGGAUAUUUCCCUAAAAAAUAGUCUUUUCUAGCUCACCAUUUUAAUUUUAAAAUGACUCUCUGAGGUUUUGGUUUCAUCAAUACUAGUGGAGGAGUAACACUUGAUCAAAAAAUGGCCUAAUGUUUGUCUACUAAUUGGUAGAAUUUUUUUUUUUAAAGAUACAAUUACAGCCAUUACGAAUGGUCUGUGAUCCAAAUGUAAAAUGAUCAUUUAUUUGUACAGAUGUUCUUAAUGGGGAAGAAUUGCAUAGGAUCAUUAUGCAAAUCUACAAAAGCUUUUAUAAAUGUUGCUGCUUGCUAGGGAGCACCACAGGGUUGCGGUAAGGCCAUCCUGAGGUUUUGUUGCCCCCGCCCCAUUCUCCCCUUCCAAUCCUUCCCUUUCUCCCUUCCCUUCCCCUCUGCCCUCCUCCUCCCUCCUCUCCCUCCCUAGUGUUUGUUUGAUACUUAUUAUGUGUUCAUCUAAUAGCUCAUCUCCAUUUUUCUUGUUUGGAUCAUGUGGCUGCAUAUCUAGGAGAGAGAACUAUGAUAAUUCUGGGGUUAUCUCAAUUUGACUAACUCUGGGUUUUCUUACUAUAACUGCCUCUAAUUUUUAAAAAUCUUUAAAAUCUUUAAAAAACCUGCUCUAUUUUAUGAGAUUUUCUCAUUCCCCACCUUUAAAAAAAAAAAAAAGACUGUUUUGCUAGUGUGAUAGUGAAUGGGUUAAGUUACGAGCAUAUUGCAACAUCUAAUAUGGUAACUAUUCUAGUAUAAAAAAAUUUUCAUUAAUUCAAGUUAGAGAGAGAUUGAUAUAAAGGAGCUGAAUUACCUAGGUUUACCUUUUAAUUGAAUAAGAAUAGAGCAUUUUUUAUUUCCAUCUCCUUAUUCUUAUUAAUAAGAAGAACGUGGGGAUAGUUAUGGUUGCUUGGCAAUGGAAGGGCAGUUAUGGAAAGUUUGCUUUGUCUGGAGUCUCAUCUUUCCCUGGAGUUAACAGAGUGAUUCAUAAUCUUUGGGGUUUCCUCCUCAUCAAAAGCAUUUCUUAAGUGCCUAUCUAAAAGCAAUUAAGGACCGUGUCUGCCCUUUGGAAGCUGAGAAUUUGAUUCAUGAUGCAAAUUAGCUAGAUAAUUUGCAGAACACCCCUGAGACUGAAUUUUCUCUAUAAUAUACUUCCUGUACUUCAGGUGAACCAUUUAAUUUAAAUGACAAAACCCUAUCCAAUCAACUGAGCAUAAUGACGUUUUCUUUAAAUUAGACUCUAUUUUGAAUUAAAGAGUUUUGUUAUAAACUGUGUGUUUUUGGUUUUUCUAAGUAUAUAGAAAGCUUGUAUAAUUCAGAUUUAUUGAUUUCCUGAUUUAAUGUAGAUUUUGACUUUUUUAUUAAAAAAAACCUUUGUAUUAAAGCAAGUUAUGUUAUUUUUCUUUUAUUCUUUUCUUAUUAACAUAGCUUUAAAUCUUUAAAUUUGUUGAAGCAGCAUGCUGCCUGAAAAUAGGGGAUUUCUUAUACAUCAGCCUUUUCUGAAUGGAACAUAUAGCUGAUUUAAUAAGCUAUAAGUUGAAUGGAAAAUAACACGUGUGGAAUAUUCAAAACUGUCUUUGGUUGCUAAGGCUUAAGAUAGGGUCUCGUUUAUUUCUAUAAUGGCAUACUUUUUCUGUUUUUUAAACACCAGCGUAUCUUUGUGUAAAUCUGUAAAUCUUAAAAUAUUUUUAAGUACAUUUAUUUUUGGCGUUUUAUUGUAGAAAACCUUUAGACAAUCAAUCAAUCCGUAUCUUCUGGUAGGAGAAAUACGUAUCCAUCUUUCAGUGAUCUACAAACAAAUGAAUUGGGAUUUAAUCCUUAGAGAGGUCCCUGGGUAAUAAGCACGUUCUCUCUUGGAAUUGCUAAGAUUCAGAACGUUCAAAGUAACUGUUUUGCUACAACCAUGAUUAUUUCCUCUUGUCUUUAUCUAAAUUUUACGUUCUCUGUAGAAGUGCACUUAUUUCUGGAAAAUUUUAAUGAAACACACUUGGAACAAAUAUAAAUACAAGACACUUGGGACUACUGAAGAUAUUUUAGAUUUUUAUGGACAAAAUGUGAGGCAGAUAUUGCUGCUUUAAAAAGGACUGAAGUAAUAAAAAUAGAUCUUAGUUAUUUUUUAAAAAGCAAUAUAAAUUAUUCAGCAGUUGUCUGGAAAAAUAACCAUCAGGCUAUGGAGUUCUGUGUUCAGUUACUGAGUUUCAAAAAAAUGUUUUGGUGGCAUGAGGCCUUUUUCAUUGAAGGUAAGAAAAGAAUAAAAACUAUGUUUAUAAUA
Camelus dromedarius (Arabian camel) is the source of this 5165-nucleotide messenger RNA. RefSeq names its product serine/threonine kinase 38 like (gene STK38L). The transcript is spliced from 15 exons. The record is from RefSeq and is a predicted model, not a curated record. Gene Ontology annotation, molecular function: protein serine/threonine kinase activity; ATP binding. Gene Ontology annotation, biological process: peptidyl-serine phosphorylation; intracellular signal transduction. The coding region runs from base 189 to 1583 and encodes 464 amino acids. NCBI's taxonomy places the organism in Eukaryota, Metazoa, Chordata, Mammalia, Artiodactyla, Camelidae.